Molecule: messenger RNA, 588 nt
Organism: Melospiza melodia melodia
Lineage: Eukaryota; Metazoa; Chordata; Aves; Passeriformes; Passerellidae
Product: olfactory receptor 14J1-like
Exons: 3
Biological process (GO): G protein-coupled receptor signaling pathway
Cellular component (GO): membrane
Molecular function (GO): odorant binding; olfactory receptor activity
Source: RefSeq, a predicted model, not a curated record
UACGACCGCUACGUGUCCAUCUGCAAACCCCUGCACUACGGGACCCUCCUGGGCAGCAGAGCUUGUGCCCACAUGGCAGCAGCUGCCUGGGCCAGUGGCUUUCUCGAUGCUCUGCUGUAUACAGCCAAUACAUUUGCCCUGCCCCUGUGUCACGGCAAUGCCCUGGUCCAGUUCUUCUGUGAGGUGCCCCAGAUCCUCAAACUCUCCUGCUCACACUCCACCUUCAGAAAAAUUUGGAUUUCAUUGGUUGCUGCCUCUUUAGCUUUUGGCUGUUUUGUGUUCAUGGUUUUCUCCUAUGUGCAGAUCUUCAGGGCUGUGCUGAGGAUCCCCUCUGAGCAGGGACGGCACAAAGCCUUUUCCACCUGCCUCCCUCACCUGGCCGUGGUCUCCCUGUUCCUCAGCACUGGCACAUUUGCCUACCUGAAGCCACCCUCCAUCUCCUCCCCAUCCCUGGAUCUAGCCCUGUCAGUUCUGUACUCGGUGGUGCCUCCACUAAAAUCUGAGCCGGAAUCCUCCGACCCUGUCUCGGGCUCCGAGCUCGAAUCCGAGUCCGAGCCGAAAGUCGACCCCUGCCAGAACGCCCACUAG